Messenger RNA from Cutaneotrichosporon cavernicola, 1584 nucleotides. RefSeq lists its product as uncharacterized. Bases 1 to 1584 code for a protein of 527 amino acids. Lineage: Eukaryota; Fungi; Basidiomycota; Tremellomycetes; Trichosporonales; Trichosporonaceae. Gene Ontology annotation, molecular function: ATP binding; protein serine/threonine kinase activity. The transcript has 10 exons. Gene Ontology annotation, biological process: protein phosphorylation. Gene Ontology annotation, cellular component: cytoplasm. The record is from RefSeq and is a predicted model, not a curated record.
AUGUCGUACAAUAUGGCCGGCCAGGGGCCCGACCCCGAGAUCUUCUACGUCAAGCAGAACCGGAUCGGCAAGGGAAGCUUUGGCGAGGUGUAUCGCGGAUAUGAACGCAGCACAACACUCCCCGUCGCCAUCAAGAUCAUCGAUCUCGAAAGCGCCGAAGACGAAAUUGACGACAUUCAACAGGAGAUCCAGAUCCUAGGGCAGCUAGACUCGGACCACAUCACUCGCUACUAUGGCUCGUUCCUCAAAGGGUCGAACCUGUGGAUCAUCAUGGAGUACUGCGCCGGCGGGUCCUGCUCCGAUUUAAUGAAAGCGGGCGUGUUUAAGGAGGAGUACAUUGCGAUCCUGCUGCGCGAGCUGCUCAAGGGCCUCGAGUACCUCCACGGCGAGGGCAAGCUGCACCGUGACAUCAAGGCCGCAAACAUCCUCCUUACGUCUGGUGGUGAUGUCAAGCUCGCGGACUUUGGCGUGUCGGGCCAGCUCACGGCGACGAUGACCAAGAAGAACACAUUCGUUGGCACGCCGUACUGGAUGUCGCCCGAGGUCAUCAAGCAGUCGGGCUAUGACCACAAGGCGGACAUCUGGAGCCUGGGCAUCACGGCGAUCGAGCUCGCUGAGGGCGAGCCUCCAUACGCCAGCUUGCACCCGAUGAAGGUGCUCUUCCUCAUCCCGAAGAACCAACCGCCAGAGCUGAGCGAGCGCUUCUCCAAACCGUUCCGCGACUUUGUGAAUCUGUGUUUACAGCGCGAUCCACGCAUGCGCCCGUCGGCAAAGGAGCUUCUCAAACACAAGUUUAUCAAGACGGCCAGAAAGGCGGGGUACCUCACAGAGCUUAUCGAAAGGCACGAAAAGUGGAAGAACGAAGGCGGUGCCAAGCCAGAUGAGGCCGCGCGCGACAUGGGACCAGAAGAGCCGGGGUUUGGGCCUGCCGAUGACGGGAUGUGGGACUUCGGCACGAUCAGGAAUGCCCUUCCCGCGACCGUCUCGCGUGCAUCACGGCCGCUGCCAGAGCCUGGAGCGAUGCCCAGUGCACCGUCCCCCGUCCUUGCCGGUUCGAUGAGCUCGCAACAGCAGAUGCCGUACCAGCCGCCGGGCAUCGAGUACUACUCGGACACAAUGCAGCGCGCCGUGCCACAGCAGCGUGCGCCUCUCGACGUGGACCCCAUGGCGCAGAUGGCGCAGGCGCACCCCUCCCAAGCGCACCCAUCCCAUCCACCACACCCGGUCCACCCCCACCCCCAUCCGCAUCCGCACCCGCACCCGCAGCCGCCGGCCGGCUCGCUCCACGCUAUUCCCCCUGCGCACCUCGACCACAUGGACCAUCUUCAGCAAGCCCAGCACAUGCCGCCACAUCUCAUGCCGGAUCCAUUAGACGACGACGAGGACAGCAUGCUCGACAACGUCAUCGUGCCUGCGAUUGGGAGUCUCGUGGCCCGCAUACCUAACGACGAGGCAGCGCGUGUUGUGCUGGAUCGCCUGCGCCAGGCAUUCGAGGCUGCAGAGCGUCAGAUUCCUGGUGUAACGUCUGCGUUCGUGCUCGAGAUCGUGGAGAACGUUGAGCAGGUCGACGAGAGCGGAGUAUAA